This is a messenger RNA of Pungitius pungitius (ninespine stickleback), 3745 nucleotides long. It is a transcript of the gene il12rb1, whose product is annotated as interleukin 12 receptor subunit beta 1. Bases 104 to 2047 code for a protein of 647 amino acids. NCBI's taxonomy places the organism in Eukaryota, Metazoa, Chordata, Actinopteri, Perciformes, Gasterosteidae. Gene Ontology annotation, molecular function: protein binding. The transcript is spliced from 15 exons. The record is from RefSeq and is a predicted model, not a curated record.
GUGAAACUUCUGGUAUUUCUGAGAAAGACAACCGAGUUACAGGUUGAAUAUUUGGACUGUCGUUUUCUGAAGAACGAGUCUUUGAGACUUUCCACUACACCUGAUGGAGCCUUUGAAAGGCUGGAGCUCACUGCAUGAAUACAUUGUUGUGCUUGUGUUCCUUAUAACGGCCAGCAAAGGGUCAGCAUGUGAGCCUCCUUCCAGUCCUGAGUGCUUCAAAAGAAACAAUAAGGACACUAUUAUCACUUGUGAAUGGAAAAUGAAGACGACUAAUCCUAAUGUGACAUAUAGCCUUCAUAUUCAUGAACAAACAAUCAAGACCUCAAAUAAGACGUGUUCCUUCGGGCAAGAAAAGAUCGGCAUCAUAUGGAGCGAGGUAGUCGUUUGGGUGGAAGCUGACGUAGCAAACUCCAGCUGCAGGUCGACUAAGAGGUCGGUGGUGCUCAAUAACACAGUUAAGUUUGAAGCACCACAAAACAUAAGAAUGUCCUGGUCUAAAAACAACCUGAACUUAAAGUGGAUGGCUGCAGGGUAUCCAGCUUUAUGCGAGGUCCUGUUCAGACGCAACGAUGACCCCACAGAAUCCUGGGAAAACAGAACCACAGAUCCCACCAUUGAGUCUUCGCUCUACCAUCUUACUGUUGCAAAUCUGUCAAAGGAUUCAGUUUACCAACUUAAAAUUAGACAUCGGUAUAAUGGCUCUGAAAAGGACCUGGUCUCUCUGUGGAGUGACUGGUGUCCAGCUUUGACUGUUCCUCCAGAGCUUGAACAAAAACCUGAAGUCGCCAUAACAACAAAGCUUUUAAAUGGCACUCGAAUGGUGACGCUGGAGUGGAAGGCAAUGCCACAUGCAGAGAGGUACAUCCUUAAUGACACGCAGUCUUCUCAUGGAUGUCCCUGCAAGAAAAAGAACGAUCUUGUCACCCAACUUUCAAACCACACUUUUUAUGUCUCGUUAUCUGCCGUCGACAUCUCGGUAAUCGCCAAUAACUCUGUUGGCUAUUCUCCACCAGCAAUCGUACAAGUACAGGCGGAACCUGUCGCAAAUUUAGCAAUUUGUGACAAAAUGGCACUGAAUGAAAAGUUUGAUAAGAAAACUUGCCGUGAGUGGUACGAGCAGCAGGAUGGAGAUUCAAUGUCCGAAAAUGUGAUCAAAAUGAUGAAGAAGAAGAAGAAGAAGAAGGGAAUAGGCUUAAAGGACUAUGUUCGCUACCUUUACUUUGAACACAAAUGCGAGGCCGAUGGGAAACCACAGACGGUUAAAAUGUGCCUCUUUUAUCAAAAGGAGGGCGUUCCACGGAGUGAACCCCAGGACCUUACUUCUUUAAGAGAAACACAAACUUCUGCUGACUUAUCUUGGAAAGAAAUCCCCCCUGUGGACCAGCGAGGUUUCCUCACACAUUACACCCUCUGCAGCGUGAAAGUCAGUUCACAAGAUGAGGUUAAAGAGUGCCGUAACAUAUCAGCCUCUCUGACAAAACAUUGUCUGGAGAACUUGUCACCGGGAGGUAAAUAUAACAUCAGCCUAUUUGGAGUCACACGUGCUGGAAUGGGACCCAAAGCCACACUGACCAUCUCCACACUCCAUGAGAACUCUACGCAUGUGUGGUGGAGUCUGGGCAUGCUCAUUAUGUUCUUUUCCUUGGCAAUAACUUGCACCUGCAUCUUGAAGAGAAUCCAAAACAAGAUCUAUCCUCACGUGCCAAAACCUAUUAUUCAAGAUUUCAACCCCUAUCGACCAGAAAGUGAGGAGUUUCUGGAGGGAAAGGAGCAGGUAGACGACCUAACGCUGCACCAUCUGCCAGAGGUCAAGCCUGCCCCUGAGGACGCGGAGGAGACCACUGGGGAGGACGGCAGUGACCUGGACAACAGGGUUGACUCAAUGAUGUUGGAAGGAAUCAGUGACGAGUGUCUUGGCUCCACAGAUGAGGCGAUGAGGAGCUCCAGAGAAGGAGAAAUGAAUGAUCUCAAACAAAUAGACAACGAGAUCGCCAUGCUGAUCUACAGGAACGGUCUGGUCUUCGACAUCCAGACAGACUCGCCUUAAUAUUAAAUAAAGGUUCAACUGACUUGCAGCACAGAAUGAAAUACCAAACUACUAGACUAGAUGAACACGUUUCCCUGUCAAAACGUUUUCAAUUGAAAAAGGAAAAAGGUAAAAGAAAAAAAAUUGAAAAAUUGAAAAGGGUAAAAGUUUGACGUAACCUCUAUUACAUUAAUUGGCACAAUAUUGUGUCCAUACAUUCAAAAAAGAAACAUGCAAAUAGAAAGAACCAGGGUGGAGCUUGUGCAAUGUGGGAGGAAGUGGUGGUCAUGAAAAAAAACAAUGACCUUAAAAAAAAGCUCAGCGAAACACUGGAGUACUCAUCACCAAGGCAACUUCUGCUGUGUGUUGUUUUUUGUCUUUUUCAAACUAGAACAUGAUGACAGUGGGAACAUUUCACGCAACGCUGCACUUAGCUUUCUCUGCGGAGAAAAGAUCUAUAAACUGGUUCCUGUACUAUUUGGUUGUGGCCUUGUACUGGUUGUUUAGAAAUGACACCGUCUCUCCCCACAUGGAGCAAAAAAUCAUCCGUGCCGACCACAGAGUGCUGACAUUUUACAAAAGUCAUGUGCUGAAAAUUCUAUGAGCCUUAACAACAGUGUGUGUGUGUGUGUGUGUGUGUGUGUGUGUGUGUGUGUGUGUGUGUGUGUGUGUGUGUGUGUGUGUGUGUGUGUAUGCGUGUGUGUGUGUGUGUGUGUCUGUGUUAACCCGUAUAUGGUGUUUGGGUCCGUGGGAUUUUUUAUCAAACAAAAAUAAUAUCAUUAAUUAUAUUUUCAAACUUAGACACAGACCUUGGUCCCUUUUCUGCGGAGAACAUAAUAAUAAUAUCAGAACACAUUUUCAUUGACCGUCCAAAAGGCCUGUGCUCCCCAACAUUAAACAUAUUUUCUGUUUAUAUUUCUUCUAAUUGGGGUGAAGUAAACAUCUGUGUAUUUUAAGAUGAUUGUUUUAUAUGGUUGGACUUUUAGUCAGCAGAAGCUGAUGUUUGGGGGGUACCUGUACUUAACUUAUUGUGAGCUUGGUUUACUUUGUCCCAUGUUGUAACACAAGUUGUCCAACAGGUGGCAGAAGUGCUCGUUUGUUUCAUUUAACGAAAUCUGAGAAUGAUCAUUUUUUAAUCAUUGAGAAAAAUGUAAUUUUGGAUUGUAAAAACACAUCUGUGUAUGAAUGACAAAUAAUGAUUUGAGAUAGUUUACUGCUAAGUUUUUAUUAAAUUGUUUAUUUAGUUAAUGUAAAUGUACUGUUUUGUUUCUGUCCUGGUAUUCAACACAUUCUUAAUGUAUAAAUCCUUUCAUCAUCCCUUUGCCUUGCCAUAAAGUGUGCUUUUCUCUGAUACAAAUUCACAGAGCUUUUGCUUGUCGUGUCUGAAAGUAAGACGUGGCCUCGUAGUUGAAGAGAAGGAAGCAUGAUGGAGAAUCUAAGCCUCCGCCUGGAUUAUAUCUUUGGAGGCUUCCAUCUGUAACAUGACUCAUGGCCGCUAGAUGGCAGUGUCAGCUGCGAGCAAAGAGUCUCACAAACCUUUCCGUUCAGCAGGAAAUUCCCCCUUCUGCAGUAGUUUUGUCGGAAAAGGCAUUUUCAGUUUUUGAGUGCUGCCCCGACACUGAAAUGACUCGCUUUGACAUGGUUUUGCUUAUCAGUUAAAGAAAAGGUGUGUAACCAGGGACGCGUACAAUAUAAUUAAAUAUUAUUCUGACUGCUUAU